Protopolystoma xenopodis is the source of this 336-nucleotide messenger RNA. The record is from the annotation of a GenBank genome assembly. NCBI's taxonomy places the organism in Eukaryota, Metazoa, Platyhelminthes, Monogenea, Polystomatidea, Polystomatidae.
AUGAGCCUGCUCCAACCACGAGUUGAUCCCAUGUCGUCAGAUCACUUGUACUGGCGUCCAGUGUUCGCGGAGAUUAGAUUAUUACGCCCAUCGUCUGGCAGUCAGCCUGACCGUCAGCUUGCAACAUGCAUGUUAUACAACCCUGAGCACCUUGAGCUUAUCAACAUGGGCAUCACGGCGAGUCGAACCACCCUGGCUUGUCUCUCUUCCAGGGCUCCCCGGCAAACUGAUCCUCCGCGAGGGGGUUUACAUCACCGCUUGCCUCGGUCGGCCCGACCGCCAACGCCGUGUUGGCAAGUCGGCCCUAAAGCGUCGCAUAGUGACGGAGUGCCAUAG